AUGGGUUCCGCUCAGGAUCAGACUAAGAAGAGAAAGAGACAAAAAGUCUCCGACGGCUCCAAGUCGUCCAAGUCUCGCGUCGUCGAGGCCGACGAUCAGCGCGAGUUGACCGAGACGACGACAAAGCCAAAGAAGCAAAAGACCGAGGAUCCUCCUACGGACGAGACUCCCGAUGCCGAGGACGUCGAGCAGACCGAGAACGGAGAGACCGCGCAGGAUGAUGCCGCGAAAGAUGCUGAAGCGCCGCUCCCGUCCACCAUGGGCCUGUCGCUGCCCACCGACGCCGCGCCGCAAAAGUUCGACGAGCUGAACCUUUCCGAGCCCACCAUGAAGGCCAUUCGCCAGAUGGGCUUCGAGACCAUGACCGAGAUCCAGCAGCGGACGAUCCCGCCGACGCUGGCCGGUCGCGAUAUUCUGGGAGCGGCCAAGACGGGCUCCGGAAAGACGUUAGCUUUCUUGAUUCCGGCGGUGGAGAUGCUGAGCGCUUUGCGGUUCAAGCCGAGAAACGGAACUGGUGUUAUCAUCAUUACCCCGACCCGUGAACUGGCGUUGCAGAUUUUCGGUGUCGCAAAGGAGCUUUGCGAGUUCCAUUCUCAAACCUACGGCAUUGUUAUCGGAGGCGCGAAUCGGAGAGCCGAAGCGGAGAAGCUUAACAAGGGUGUUAAUCUGUUGAUUGCGACCCCGGGACGACUCCUCGAUCACCUGCAGAAUACCCAGGGUUUUGUCUACAAGAACUGCAAGGUUCUGGUUCUGGAUGAGGCGGACCGUUGUCUGGAUGUUGGUUUCGAAGCCGAGCUUCGCCAGAUUGUUAAAAUCCUGCCUUCCGAGGAACGCCAGACUUUGCUCUUCUCCGCCACGCAGACGACCAAAGUCGAGGACCUCGCGCGUAUCUCACUCAAGCCCGGCCCACUCUACAUCAACGUCGACCACCGUAAGGAGCAUGCGACCGUGGAUGGUGUCGACCAGGGAUACAUCAUUUGCGAGGCCGACAAGCGGUUCCUCCUGCUAUUUACGUUCCUCAAGAAGAACCUGAAGAAGAAGAUCAUUAUCUUCUUCUCCAGCUGCAACGCCGUGAAAUACUACGCCGACCUCCUGAACUACAUCGACCUGCCCGUUCUCGCGUUGCACGGGAAGUUGAAGCAGCAGACGCGCACGCAACGCUUCUUCGAGUUCUGUAAUGCCACCCAGGGCACGCUCAUCUGUACCGAUGUGGCCGCGCGUGGGCUGGACAUUCCCGCCGUCGAUUACAUUAUCCAGUUCGAUCCCCCGGAUGAGCCCAAGGCCUACAUCCAUCGGGUGGGUCGUACGGCCCGUGGUACGAAGGGCAAGAUCGGACGCUCCAUCAUGCUUUUGCAACCGUCCGAGGUUGGAUUCCUCAACGUCCUCCGCGAGGCGCGAGUGCCCGUGGUGGAGUUUGAGUUCCCCCAGAAGAAGAUCAUCGACAUUCAGUCGCAGCUGGAGAAGCUCAUCGGACAGAACUACUACCUCAACCAGAUCCAGUCCGCCAAAGACGGUUACCGCGCAUACCUCCACGCCUAUGCGUCGCACUCGCUCCGGUCGGUGUUCAACAUCAACAAGCUGGACCUGGUCAAGGUGGCCAAGAGCUUUGGAUUCACGACCCCGCCGCGGGUGGACAUCACUCUGGGGGCGAGCAUGAGCAAGGACAAGGUGCAGGCGCGGCGGCCGUACGGGAGCCAGAACAAGUCGGCGCGGUUCAAGCGGCGGGCUUGA
Messenger RNA from Aspergillus terreus NIH2624, 1731 nucleotides. It is a transcript of the gene has1, whose product is annotated as ATP-dependent RNA helicase HAS1. Gene Ontology annotation, molecular function: RNA helicase activity; nucleic acid binding; ATP binding. Gene Ontology annotation, biological process: maturation of LSU-rRNA from tricistronic rRNA transcript (SSU-rRNA, 5.8S rRNA, LSU-rRNA). The transcript is spliced from 6 exons. The record is from RefSeq and is a predicted model, not a curated record. Bases 1 to 1731 code for a protein of 576 amino acids. Gene Ontology annotation, cellular component: nucleolus. NCBI's taxonomy places the organism in Eukaryota, Fungi, Ascomycota, Eurotiomycetes, Eurotiales, Aspergillaceae.